Onychomys torridus (southern grasshopper mouse) is the source of this 2008-nucleotide messenger RNA. RefSeq names its product nudix hydrolase 19 (gene Nudt19). The transcript is spliced from 3 exons. NCBI's taxonomy places the organism in Eukaryota, Metazoa, Chordata, Mammalia, Rodentia, Cricetidae. The record is from RefSeq and is a predicted model, not a curated record. Gene Ontology annotation, molecular function: hydrolase activity, acting on acid anhydrides, in phosphorus-containing anhydrides. Gene Ontology annotation, cellular component: mitochondrion. Bases 118 to 1224 code for a protein of 368 amino acids.
UCCCACAACCAGACGCCUGGGGGCCUGGAGUUUUCCCAAGCCCAUAAGUUCAUCGGGCUUGGAGACAGCACUCCACGAUCCGGCCACGCCAUAAGGAGGAUCUGAAGGCCACCGGCCAUGAGCGUCCCGUUGCGAUCCGGCCGGAGCACCUGGCGGCGGGCAGCCACCUUGGUGCUAGCCGCGGGCUGGAACCGUCCGAGUCCCGGCGCCCCUCAGUCUGCCGACGGCUUCCGGCUGCUGCUUCUCGAGCGCGCCCCAAGCCAGCGCUUCUUGCCAGGCGCGCACGUCUUCCCGGGCGGUGCGCUGGACGCCGCCGACAGCUCGGCCGACUGGCUGCGACUGUUCGCGCCUUGGCACACACCGUCGCGUUUCGGCCUAGGCCCGGCGCCGCCUCAGCGCCCCUCUUUCCCGGGGCUCGUCCACGACGACGCGCACGCCGGGGCGCUGCCUGAUGACAUAGCGCUGCGCAUCUGCGCCAUCCGCGAGACCUUCGAGGAGGCUGGGGUGCUGCUGCUGAGACCGCGGGGCUCGGGGCCGGCUUCUCCAGGGCCGGGCCUGGCGCUGCCGCCUCCGCCGGGCCUGGCCGACUGGCGCUCGCGCGUGCGCAGUGACGCGCGCUGCUUCCUGCAGCUGUGCGCGCACCUAGACUGCACGCCCGACAUCUGGGCUCUGAGCAAUUGGGGCGGCUGGCUCACGCCGUACGGGCGCGGCCCCCGCCGCUUCGACACCACCUUCCUCAUGUGCUGCCUGCGCGAGCCCCCGCCGGUAGAUCUCGACCUGGCGGAGAUGGUGAGCUACAAGUGGUUGUCUCCAUCAGAGGCAACUGAGUGUUUCCUGUCCAAAGAAAUCUGGCUGGCACCACCGCAGUUUUAUGAAAUGAGAAGACUUGAAACUUUCGACUCUCUCUCCGCUCUGUACAGAUUUUCUUCAGAUCACCCGUUAGAAAUAACUGAGAAAUGGCUGCCAAUAAUGCUUUUAACUGCUGAUGGCUCCAUCAAUCUGCUCCCAGGAGAUGAGCUGUAUGUGAAAGACUCAGAUUUCUUAGAACAAACAAUGUCCACUGACAAAAAGACUGAAGAACUCAUGAAGGAAGGCAAAGUAGUUAACCGAAUGGUGAUCCACAAUCUCCACCUCUAUGAAAUCUAUGUGUCUCUGCUGUCCAAGGAUAAGCUCGUGUACCCUAAGAACUACAUAGUGAAUAAGAGCCUGCCUGCCCACUUGUGAGAUGCUCCACUUGUGGGGAUUGACUGAACAUGUCUGAAAUACAAGGAACUUGGCCUGUAAAAGUUGUGUACAAUGAGGUGUUCCCUGUGUCGUGUGCGUUUCCUGCCCGUCUUCAGACUGUACAGCAGCCAUGAGGGUACAAUGGAUGAAGUGUUUAGGAUCUAGUUACUGGAUAAACAGCUUUGCAAUGGUUGUCUCUUCUGUGUUUUAUUAGCUUGAACAUUUAAAAAGGAGUCUCCAGCCAUCCUCUAACUGUCCCACCUGUUAGCCGAUUUCCCGAUGUGCAGUGGAGAUUGAGUCCCAGAUCUCUUAGACUUUCAGCAGGAAUUAAUUCAGGAGUACCUGAUUAGAUGGUAUUAAGUUUGAAUGUGGCAUUUCCUCCACGUGGUCCAUAGAUGGUAGCACUGUUUUGGCAGGUUGUGAAGACUGAGGGGCAGGCUCUAACUAGAAAAAGUGGGUUGCUGGCGUGGGUGGGUCUUGAGGGAUUUUGAGUCCCACCUCUGUUCCAGCAGAAUUCUGUUUUCUGAUCUGAGGAGAUCUGAGCAGGCUGCCUCAGGUUUCUGCCUCUGUGAAUGUCACUUUGUCUUUAGCACCAUGAAAUUGGCUGUACUAAACCCCAACUUUACGUUGUCUCUGUGAGGCAUUUGAUCAUAGCAAAUGAACAGCGAUUGAGGCAUCCUUCAUGGGUGAUGCCAUGUCCUUGCCAGGUAUCUACCUUUAUAAUUAACAGACAUAGCCCACACCUUUAAUCCCAGCUCUGGAGAAGCAGAAGCUGGUGGAUCUC